AUUUGAUGUGUUCGGAUCAUGUCCAAUUCCUCCCAUCAGUGAUGCUUGCGCCGGCCGAUUCUCGUCAUCUCCACUCCAACGCAUGUGCCGCAUGGCUCAUGUCAACGCUCCACCUGCACAAUUGCUCCCACUUAAUGCUCGGAUCCAGUCAACUUGCACUUAUUUAUCUUCAUUCACAACACAGACCUGUACCACUCAUGCCUCGUUCUGACUGACUGAAUCACAUUUACGUGUUCCAACAAGAGCCUCUAUGUAUAAAAGCCCUUCAGGUGCACACAAACUAUAUAGUUCACGACCUCCCCGUCUUCACCCCUGUUUGAUCAGUAAAUGGCAACCUCCUCCUCCUCCUCUGCUUUUUCUUUCUUCUCCUUCAUCUUCUCCGCCUUCUUACUCUGUCAUACCUACUUUGCAUCCCUGGGAGCGGAGGCUCGUCCCUGUUCCAUUUCAUCUCUCAUCAGCAAAAAGUUUUUUGAAACCAUCUUCCUUCACAAAGAUGACACGGCAUGCCCUGCCAAGGACUUCUACACCUACAGGUCUUUCAUUCACGCCACCAAACGCUUCCCUGAAUUUGGCAGCACCGGAAAUAUAUCAACACGAAAGCGAGAGAUAGCUGCGUUUCUCGCUCAAAUCUCCCACGAGACCACUGGUGGGUGGGCCACUGCACCUGAUGGACCCUAUGCUUGGGGCUUGUGCUUCAAGCAAGAACUUAAACCUCAAAGUAAUUACUGCGACUCCAACAACACUCAAUGGCCUUGUUAUCCUGGUAAAAGUUACUUUGGCAGAGGACCCAUUCAACUUUCCUGGAACUUUAACUAUGGGCCGGCCGGGGAGGCUUUGGGAUUUGACGGGUUGAAGAAUCCUGAGAUCGUAGCCAACAAUUCUGUGAUUGCGUUUAAAACGGCUCUGUGGUUUUGGAUGACAGAACGAAAACCGGUACCUUCUCCUCACAAUGUGAUGGUGGGGAAUUAUGUGCCGACACGGGUUGAUAUAGCAGCGAAUCGUACGGCUGGCUAUGGCUUGGUGACCAACAUAAUCAACGGUGGAUUGGAGUGUGGGAUCCCGAACGAUCCCAGAGUGAAUGAUCGAAUCGGGUUCUUCCGAAGAUAUGCCAAGUUGUUUAACGUGGACACCGGACCUAAUUUGGAUUGCGAGCAUCAGAAAUCUUUUUAACUACUAACCUUUUGUUCUAGCUUCUUUUCACUUUUCUUUUUGUCUUUUGGUACCGCUUCGAAUAAUUAACGUAUUGUGACUGGAAGCAUGUUCCUCGACCAUAAGUUCUCUGUUUGUAAUUUAUCUUUGGACGCCACUUUGAUUUGAUGCCGACUGGGUUUUAUAAAGUUCCUUGUCCUCGGUAGCUAUGUAGUUACAGGAGGAUGGUGCCCACGGCCAAACGACGCGAGAGGGUGGCGAAGGAAAAUAAUUUCUAAAGACACAGACCAUGUCCGCGUUCAUUAUUCGUUCUAUUUGGAUCUUAGCUAUCACGUCGUCUGUACUCAAAAGACACUAGAAUUAAAUAAGAAAGGAGACUUAUAUUAUGACA
Molecule: messenger RNA, 1540 nt
Organism: Prosopis cineraria
Lineage: Eukaryota; Viridiplantae; Streptophyta; Magnoliopsida; Fabales; Fabaceae
Product: chitinase 10
Exons: 2
Coding region: 328-1170 (280 amino acids)
Biological process (GO): cell wall macromolecule catabolic process; chitin catabolic process; carbohydrate metabolic process
Molecular function (GO): chitinase activity
Source: RefSeq, a predicted model, not a curated record